UCCGCUUUGGAUACAGUAACCCGAGAGAGAGUCGCUAUCAAGAAGAUUUCUCCCUUCGAGCAUCAAACAUUCUGUCAAAGAACGUUACGAGAAAUAAAGAUCCUGACGAGGUUCAAACACGAAAACAUUAUUAAUAUACAAGAAAUAAUACGAUCUGUUUCCGUGGAGCAAAUGAAAGACAUCUAUAUUGUUCAAUGUUUGAUGGAAACUGAUUUGUACAAGCUGCUCAAAACACAGAAGUUAUCUAACGACCAUGUUUGCUACUUCUUGUACCAGAUUCUUCGCGGACUGAAAUACAUUCAUUCGGCGAAUGUCCUUCAUCGAGAUCUUAAACCUUCAAACUUGUUGCUCAAUACCACUUGUGAUCUCAAGAUUUGCGAUUUUGGUUUGGCUCGAGUCACUGAUCCUCAAACCGAUCACACUGGAUUCUUAACCGAAUACGUUGCCACGCGGUGGUAUCGUGCACCAGAAAUUAUGCUUAACUCCAAAGGCUACACCAAGUCAAUCGACGUUUGGUCGGUGGGUUGCAUCCUAGCUGAAAUGUUGAGCAAUCGCCCACUUUUCCCGGGCAAACACUACCUCGAUCAACUAAACCUUAUCCUUGCUGUUGUGGGUUCACCUUCACAGGAAGAUUUACAAUGUAUUAUUAAUGACAAGGCUCGUUCUUACUUGAUCUCCUUACCGCACAAGCCUAAGCAACCAUGGUCCCGCCUCUAUCCAGGAGCUGAUCCUCGAGCACUGGAUCUUCUCGAAAAAAUGUUAACCUUCAAUCCACAUAAUAGAAUAAAUAUCGAACAAGCACUGGCCCAUCCGUAUCUCGAGCAGUACUACGAUCCGAAUGAUGAGCCGGUUUGUGAAGAGCCGUUCACGUACGAGAUGGAGCUUGACGAUUUGCCGAAGGAAAAGCUCAAGGAGCUGAUCUGGCAGGAGGCCGAACUACAUCACACUCGCAUGCAAGAAGAAGCUGCUAAGGCUGCUGUACAAUAA
This is a messenger RNA of Haemonchus placei, 987 nucleotides long. The record is from the annotation of a GenBank genome assembly. Lineage: Eukaryota; Metazoa; Nematoda; Chromadorea; Rhabditida; Trichostrongylidae.